Thunnus maccoyii (southern bluefin tuna) is the source of this 4383-nucleotide messenger RNA. Its product is annotated as L-fucose kinase. Gene Ontology annotation, molecular function: fucokinase activity; ATP binding. Bases 900 to 4154 code for a protein of 1084 amino acids. The transcript is spliced from 23 exons. NCBI's taxonomy places the organism in Eukaryota, Metazoa, Chordata, Actinopteri, Scombriformes, Scombridae. The record is from RefSeq and is a predicted model, not a curated record. Gene Ontology annotation, biological process: GDP-L-fucose salvage.
UUUUGGGAUUUUCUAUUUCUUUCAGAAAAAAAUUAAAAGUAAUUGCUUUUUGAUUUUUAUUACUUUCAGUAAAAAGUGAAGUAAAGAUUUUCAAUUAAUUUUCAAUUUAAAUGCUGAAUGUCUGCAAUGUUUGUGAUGUUCAAUAAAAAAUAAAAAGAUUUCUGAGAAUGGGGUAGCUGAAUUUCAGAGAGGAUAGACUACAGCAAACUAAAACAAUAGUUCAGGAGUAAAAUUAUUCCCCAAAGAAGAGAAUAAACAAUUCAUGCGACUCCUGUUUGAGCCAAGCCUCGCCCCGCCUUGCCAGGAUGCCCCGGGACAUAAAUCAAUUUCACCUCAAGAGCUCAAGAAAUAGAUUUAUUUAGAACAAUAACACUUUAUUGAGCAAUAAAUUUCCCCGAAGGUGCUCUUAAAAUCCCUCCAUGAUAUUUAGCGUUCACUUAAAAUAUAAAUUAUUUAGCUUUAAUUCCAAACAGAAACAUCGUUUUAUCGCCUUUAUCCAUUAACUAACCGCCUCGUCGAGAGGUCCAAAGAUUAAAAUCAAACGCGACGUUUCGUUGUCUACGGAAGCCCGAGCAGUCAAAACUAAACGAGCGAGCAAACAGAAAGCAAACAAGAACGUCUGAUGUCAUGUCUCCAGAACUGUUCAGCUACGAGUAAUUCAUUUUAUGUAAACAGGUUAACCCCGUAGGGUCCGUUAGUUUUACUUUCCUCCGAUAACCUGCUGGGCUAACUCCGCCCUGCUGCUCCUGUUUGCCUGCUGUCAGAAUGUGAUCCAUCUUACCGCUCCUGCGGUGGUUAACGGUUAUACAGCGUUUAACAAAGUGUAGCUACAGUAUCAGUUUGGCUAUGAUCUUUGGAAUGAUUUCAGGACAUUAUAAGCUGCUGUGAGCCGUCAGAAGAUGUCCGGCAGCGGCGGCUUCAGCUGGACCGUGGUUGUCCUCACCUGUCAGCAUAAAGACAGCGUUUACUCCUUCCAGAGAGAACUGGAGUUGCGGCAGCAGCGUGGCUCUCUGUCUCAGGAUGCGUUGGUUUUAACGGUGCAGGACCGCCAGGAGCCGGUGGGCAGCGGCGGGGCAACGCUCAACGCUCUGCUGGUCGCUGCAGAACACCUGAGUAGCAGAGCUGGACACACUGUGGUGACAGCUGACGUCCUAGAUGAUGCUCACAUCCUCAUCCUCCACACAGGUCGUGAUUUCCCCUGGAGCUCCUGCAGCAGAGCCUUCUGCUGGCUGCCUCAAGAGAAACACGACCAGAAAGUCCAGGCUCCGGUCUGCUGUCUGGACCUGCUGCUGGACUGCCUCAGUAACCAGAUUUGUCCUGGUUCUCCUCCUGGUGUUUGGGUCUGCAGCACCGACAUGAUCCUCAACAUACCUCCUGACUUUGUUUUGUCCUGGGAGGGUUUCUCUGGUGUUCGUGUUUUGGCGUUACCAGGUGAAGUCUCCUACGCAGUGAAUCAUGGAGUCUACCUGUCAGACCAACAGGGUCAGGUCAGAGACAUCAUCUACAAGGGGACAAAGGAGCAGAUCCAACAAUCAGUGCUGCCUGAUGGGAAAGUGCCACUGGUGUCAGGUCCAGUCUUCUUCAGCAGGUCUGUAUCAGAGAAGUUAUUGCAGACUCACGUCACUCCUCCUCUUGACGGCUGCACUUACCUGGGCCUGGACUCUGGAGCUCCGCCCCUCCAGAUCUCUCUCUUCCUGGACGUGUUGAAGUGUCUCUGCUCAGAUCUGACUCAGGAUCAGUUUGUGAGUGAAGAGAGAGCCGGCUGCAGUUCUGCUGGUGGACCACAGGGGGCAGCAGUGAGGAGCGGCAGGACAGAGCUGUGGAGGAUCCUGAGAGGAGCUCCACUCAGACUCGUUUACGUUCCCGGCGGUCGUUAUGACUACCUUACUCUGUCCGGUAAACAACAUGUCGACCGACUGACCUGUGAUAGGACAGAUGGAAACACUCUCUCACACAUCCAGAGUAAGAGCGGCAUGAGCGAAGGAGGUCGGGUGAUCAACAGCGUUCUGGAGGGAGAUGUUGCUGUGGCGACCGGAGCAGUGGUGCAACACUGCCACCUACAGGGUCCUCUGGAAGUCCCGUCAGGUUGUCUACUGUCGGGUCUCGAGUUGUCCACAUCACCGUGUAUCAGGCAGCUGGCACUGGCCAGUGACAUCAUCAUACAGGGACAUCGAAUUCAGCUGGGAGAACUGAAGCUGAACGUCUAUACAGUGAUGGGAGCUCAGGACCACCUGGAGGUCUCCUCUGAUGACAGCAACGCCUCCUUCCUCAACCAAAGAUGGAGCCUCUUCUACAGCAGAACUGGAAUACAGCCGGAGGAGUUGUGGGUCAGAGGAGAACAGCGCUCCCUGCUAGAGGCUCGUCUCUUCCCGGUCCUCCACCCUAGAGGAGGUGCUGUAGGUCUGGAGGGAGGUGUCGGCUGGCUGCUGGGGGGGGUUGGCUGGUUGCGGAGGUGGAGGGAGGCAUGGAGACUGUCCUUGAAGGAGGUGCUGUCACUCACCCAUCAGGAGGCGGAGCUGCAGUGGAGGGAUGAGUUACUGUUCCUGGCGGGGAGGAGGAGAGUGACUGAUGCCCUGACGAGUCGGACAGACGUCUGCCUGCUGCCUUGCUUCAGGGCGGCAGCACUGGGAGGCCAGCAGGGGGCGCUGCUGGAAACACUGGACAGCAUCGCCGCAGGUAGUGGGGUGGGGCCAGAGCGGGAGGCGGAGCCUGGUGCAGAGCUGGGCGUGGCUGCCCGCUGUCUCUCCUGUAUCGCUGAUGUGUUGGUGUGCAUGGCGGGGGGUAAGGGGGGGCUGAGGAGUGGGCCAGCUGCUAACGAGGCUUGGAGCUCCGCCUACUUCCUGUUAGAGGAGGGUAACCUGAGGGGCGGAGUCAAAGCCCUGGCUACGCAGAGAGGUCAUUGGCUCAGCAGGCCGGACCUGCUGGUUCGAGCGGCACGACAUUACGAGGGCGCUGGCCAGGUACUGCUACGACAGGCUGUGAUGUCUUCGCAGAGGUUCAUCUCCAUUGGCGAGGGUGAAGUCCCACCCCUUGAGGAGUGGCAGGAAGUGGAGUGUCCGGCCAGACUGGAUUUAGCAGGCGGCUGGAGUGACACGCCUCCCAUCGCCUUUGAGCACGGCGGCUCCGUGACCAACCUUGCAGUGAAGGUUGAUGGGAAGCGUCCUAUCGGUGCCAGGGCUCGUCGCAUCAAAGAGCCCCACCUCCUGCUGGUCAGCAACACUGGAGAGCGGGACAGUGGGGUUUCCACGGAGACGGUUUGUGACAGCCUGGAUGACCUGAAGGACUACUGUCAGCCACAUGCACCAGGAGCCCUGCUGAAGGCGGUGUGUGUGUGCAGCGGUCUGGUGUCUCUCUCCUCCCAGCAUUCUCUGGGGGAACAGCUGAUGCAGCGGUGGGGAGGAGGGGUGGAGCUCCACAGCUGGUCAGUGCUGCCCACAGGAUCAGGACUGGGUACCAGCAGUAUUCUGGCGGGGGCGCUGCUGGCUGCAGUCUACAAAUGCACAGGUCGAACUUACGACACAGACUCGCUCAUCCACGCCGUCCUGUACCUGGAACAAAUACUGACUACAGGUGGAGGCUGGCAAGAUCAGGUCGGAGGUCUGGUGGGCGGAGUCAAGGUGGGUCGAUCCAAAGCGUCUCUGCCCCUGCAGGUUGAAGUGGAACGUCUGAGUCCUCCAGAGGACUUCCUGGUGUCUCUGGAGCAGCACCUCCUGCUGGUGUACACUGGCAAGACUCGCCUGGCUCGUAACCUGCUGCAGGAUGUGGUGCGUAGCUGGUACAGUCGCCUGCCCUCGAUGGUUCAGAACGCCCAGCAGCUGGUGGCUAACUCAGAGGACUGUGCCAGAGCAUGUACAGAUGGUUCUCUGUCCGGACUUGGUCUGUGUCUGGACCGCUCGUGGCAGCAGAAGAAGCUCAUGGCUCCCGGUUGUGAGCCGGCCUCAGUGAGGGCCAUGAUGGAGGCUCUGACGCCGCUGGUCCUGGGUCAGAGCCUGGCCGGGGCCGGCGGGGGCGGCUUCCUCUACCUGCUGACCCGGGAGCCUCGACAGCAGCAGGCGGUGCUUCAGGUCCUCAACAACACACCAGGUCUGGGAGAUUUCAGUGUUCACUCGGUGGAGCUGGAUAUGGAUGGGAUCACAGUCCUACCACCAUCCUGAGGACACACACACACACACACACACACACACACACACACACACACAUAUAAAUGUCUCUCACUGUAAACUGAGAGCUGAUGUACUAAUAUGAAUGUGAAUGAGACAGUUUUGUAUUUUAUGAAUGUAAUUUUGAUAAUCAAGCUGUGAGAUUGUGUCCAGUAUUUGAUCAUGAAGAUUGAACUGUAUUCAUUUAUAUUAUUAUUCACAAAUAAAUUGAUAGAAUAAAUAU